This is a messenger RNA of Medicago truncatula (barrel medic), 2229 nucleotides long. Its product is annotated as E3 ubiquitin-protein ligase At1g12760. The record is from RefSeq and is a predicted model, not a curated record. Gene Ontology annotation, molecular function: ubiquitin protein ligase activity. Lineage: Eukaryota; Viridiplantae; Streptophyta; Magnoliopsida; Fabales; Fabaceae. Bases 352 to 1467 code for a protein of 371 amino acids. Gene Ontology annotation, cellular component: plant-type vacuole. The transcript is spliced from 5 exons. Gene Ontology annotation, biological process: ubiquitin-dependent protein catabolic process; protein ubiquitination.
AAACUUCCAAGCUUCGUGAAAAAACGCCACCGAUGCUUCUUGUGUUCAGUUAAAACAAAAGGAAGAAAAUCAGCGCAACGUAUUAGACCCUUUUAGUUUAAGCGGGAGAAAAAUAAACACGCGGUGCGCGUUCAAGUGACCAAAAAACUAGUAAAACGACACCGUCUCUUACGUCCAAAUCCAAAAAACAUAAUCAUCAUCGUCAUAAUUUCAGUUUUCAGUUUCACACACUAUCCAUUUCAAUUUUUCUCUAUUCAAUUUCACAGACAAAACAAGACCAAAUCCGCACAAAAAUAAAUUAUCAGAAUUUAACCUAAUUUUUUCUCUCUAAACAGUGAGAAGAAUUCAAACAUGGCGACGACGGAUCCAACGCCGUUAAUUGGAAAUUCAUCGGACGAAUCAAACUCUGGACGGAGAGUUCUCCGUGCGCCGAGUCUCCGGCAAGCGGCGCGGUUUCUACGGCAAGCGAGUGGACGGAGGUUGAUGCGUGAGCCGUCGAUGAUGGUGAGAGAAACCGCGGCUGAGCAAUUGGAAGAACGGCAAAGUGAUUGGGCUUAUUCGAAGCCGGUGGUGAUUCUUGAUAUUCUGUGGAAUUUCGUGUUUAUUAUUGCGGCGGUUACUGUGUUGAUUUUGAGUCGGAAUGAAUCGCCGAGUUCACCGCUUAGGUUGUGGAUUUUAGGUUAUGCGUUGCAGUGUGUUCUUCAUGUUGUGUGUGUUUGUUUUGAGUAUCGGAGACGGGUGCGGAUGCGGGGAGAGGUGAAUGGCAAUGGUGGUAAUGUGGUUGGAGGUGGUGGUAGUGGGGAUUUGAGCUUUGAUUCGAUGGAUAGUUCUGGACAGUAUGUGAAUUUGGCACAGUAUGGGGAUGAUGGUUCUACAAGUAUGGCAAAGCAUUUGGAAUCAGCCAACACAAUGUUUUCUUUUAUUUGGUGGGUCAUUGGAUUCUAUUGGGUAUCAGCUGAUGGUCAAGAUUUGAUUCAUGAUUCUCCUAACCUUUACUGGUUAUGUAUUGUCUUCUUGGGUUUUGAUGUUUUCUUUGUCGUUUUCUGUAUUGCGCUGGCAUGCAUCAUUGGUAUUGCUGUUUGCUGUUGCCUUCCAUGUAUCAUUGCGCUUCUGUAUGCAGUUGCAGACCAGGAAGGGGCAACAAAAGAAGACAUUGAGCAGUUGUCAAAAUUCAAAUUCCAAAGAAAAAGCAACGAGAAGCUUGCUGAUAAUACACAAGGACCUGUUGGAGGAAUAAUGAUUGAAUGUCAAGCUGAUUCCCCAAUUGAACACGUGCUUGCCGAUGAGGAUGCGGAGUGUUGCAUCUGCCUUUCUGCCUAUGAUGACGGGGCUGAACUAAGACAACUUCCUUGUGGUCACCAUUUUCACUGUACCUGUGUGGACAAAUGGCUGCACAUCAAUGCUACUUGCCCCCUCUGCAAGUAUAACAUCUUGAAAAGUAGCAGCCAUGGUCAAGAGGAAGUGUAGAGAAUGCCAGAGAAGUUUCUAGCAGCCCUGCUGGGGAAUUUGCAUGCUCUUGGUUGACAGUAUAAUAGGCCCAGCGUGUUAAUAUAUACUUCAGUACAGGUCUCUUGGUUGUUGUUGCUGCAGCUGUGUGUUUAUCUCAUAGUGAUAGUUAUACUAUUCUUUGUUAUGGUGGCUUUUAAGUGGUUGUGUAUAUCUGGUCAUUGUACACCGGCAAUAGUUUUCUUGGGGCAGUUAAUAUUUUUAUCGCCUUCACCAUUAUUGUUCUUGAGAGGUAUACUUUGUAUUGUAUCUCAGUAUACGGCUCGAGCAUGGUCAAUCCAACCUGCCUCGUUUCCUGUUGUAGCCUCUUGUAUUAAAAUCAAGGAUAUCUUUGUUACUGGUUUGGCUACUAGUUUUUUAAGGUUGCCAUUAAAAUCAAAAUAAUCAGUGUUAGAAGCUGAAUCCAUGGAAGAACUGGAUAUUUGUGGGCUUGAAAGUUGACAAAUAACAGCUAAGGUUUUGCUUAAUCACAUGACAGUUCAGAAUUUCAAAUUUUGAUUUUGCUUAUGUCAGAUGUUGACACAUGACUGGAGUUCUGCAUGUUCCAAAUGGAAUCCUAUUAAGGUUUCAAUGUCUCAUGUAUGUAGAUUUUGGGCAAGAUCCAAAGGUUUAUGCUUUCAUAUUCUAAAUUUUUUUUGAAUGUUACAUGGGACACCAAUAAGUGAUUGUGCGCCGAGCCGUUGAAUUUCUCAGUUGUCUAAAAAUAGUUCUCAUUGAAGUUUA